ACAAUGGUGUUAGCCGAUCUCGGCCGUCGGAUCAAUGCAGCUCUUGCUAAAAUCAAUAAAGAGCCAGUGAUCGACGAGAAAGUACUCGAUGCAGUAUUGAAAGAUAUCUGUCAUGCACUAUUGGAAGCUGACGUAAACGUUCGUUUAGUCGGAAAUUUAAGAAAUAAUGUAAAAACAGCUGUAAACAUUCAAGAACUCGCUGCUGGAAUUAAUAAGAGGAGAGUCAUACAGAAAGCUGUCAUGGAUGAGCUCUGUAGUCUUGUUGAACCUGGUAGCGAGCCAUAUAAACCAAAAAAAGGUGCAAACAAUAUUAUAAUGUUCGUUGGUUUGCAGGGCAGUGGUAAAACAACGACUUGUACAAAAUUGGCGUACCAUUAUCAACGCAAAGGUUGGAAAGUAUGCCUAGUAUGUGCUGAUACGUUUCGUGCUGGUGCAUUUGAUCAAUUGAAACAAAAUGCUACUAAAGCAAAAAUACCAUAUUAUGGGAGCUACACUGAAACUGAUCCUGUUCAGAUAGCCCAUGAAGGUGUUGAAAAAUUUAAAAAGGAGGGUUUUGAAAUAAUAAUUGUGGAUACUUCUGGAAGACAUAAACAAGAAGCAGAAUUAUUUGAAGAAAUGAAACAAAUUUCUGCUGUAGUUAGUCCUAAUAAUACUAUUUUCGUAAUGGAUGGAACAAUCGGUCAGGCUGCUGAAUCUCAAGCAAAGGCUUUCCACGAAGCUGCAGAUAUUGGAUCAAUUAUAAUAACUAAAAUGGAUGGCCAUGCAAAGGGUGGCGGGGCUAUAUCAGCUGUCGCAGCAACACAUAGUCCAAUCAUUUUUAUUGGUACUGGUGAGCACAUUCAUGACCUGGAAAGAUUUGAACCUAGACGAUUUGUACAAAAAAUGUUGGGAAUGGGUGAUAUGACUGGUCUUUUUGAAACUGUACAGGAUUUAAAAUUAGACCAGAACAAGAAUUUGAUGAAAAAUUUGGAGCAGGGUAUUUUUACUAUCAGAGAUAUGUAUGAACAAUUUCAAAACAUAUCUAAAAUGGGUCCGCUGUCAAAAAUGAUGCAAAUGAUGCCAGGUAUGUCAGAGAUGAAUCUUGAAGGUUCAGACGAACUAGGUGCACAACGAAUUAAAAGUAUGAAUGAAUCAGAACUUGAUUCUGAUGGCAAAAUUUUUAUACAACAGCCUUCUCGCGUACUGCGUGUGGCACGAGGUUCUGGUACAACUGUUAGGGAGGUUGAGGAGCUUCUGAUUCAACAUAAGGAAUUUCAAGGAAUGGUCAAGAAGUUUGGUGGUAACAAAGGAUUGCUCAAAGGAAUGGGUUCCGGAAUGGAUCCAAAGAUGUCUCCUCAGCAACUACAACAGAAAAUGGCACAGAUGCAAAGGAUGCUUCCUCGUGGUAUGCCAGGUGUGAACAAUAUGAUGCGACAGAUGAUGGGUGGCAUGGGAGGUAUGCCAGAUUUAAGUCAAAUGCAAAACAUGAUGAAGCAAAUGGGUCUCGGUG
Messenger RNA from Racocetra persica, 1489 nucleotides. Lineage: Eukaryota; Fungi; Glomeromycota; Glomeromycetes; Diversisporales; Gigasporaceae. The record is from the annotation of a GenBank genome assembly.